Messenger RNA from Symbiodinium necroappetens, 579 nucleotides. The record is from the annotation of a GenBank genome assembly. Lineage: Eukaryota; Dinophyceae; Suessiales; Symbiodiniaceae.
AUGACGCAAUUCGAUGACCAGUUUUCCAACGGCGGCUACGAGGGGUACGGUGAGCCGAGGCAAUCGAACCCGCUGGGUGUGGUGGGCUUUGUGCUUUCGCUGCUGUGCAUCACGAGCCCGAUCGGUCUGCUGCUGUCGAUGAUCGCGCUGCUGAAGGCCCCGCGCGGGUUCGCGAUCGCGGGGACGAUCAUCGGGCUGCUGUUCACGUCGGUCAUCGGGAUCGUCGCGUUCUUCGCGGUGGUGUACGGCUCGUUCGUGGUGGAUUCCACGAAGCUGACGCUGGACCUGGAGCGUCUGCGGAUCGAGGCUCGUGAAUACGUCGAUCAGAAUCAGGCCGUGCCGGCGUCGCUGGACGAACUGGGCUGGGACGACACGACCGACCCGUGGGGCCACGAGUACGUCUUUUCGAUGGACUCGGAGACGAACGUGUGGGAGCUGCGGUCCGUGGGCCCGGACGGUGUCGCGGACACCGGGGACGAUUUCGCGUUCGAUUCGACGAUGGAGCAGUCGGACGUGAUGGAGCUCAUCAAGGAUUGGGCGGACGCGAACGCGAAGGACGUCUACGGGUUCAACCCCUGA